UUUUGCAGGUGAUUGUUUGUCACGUGCAGUCAGGUGCUUUUCCAGCGCAGCCAUUGCAGCUCCUGGGAAGUUGGAUUACUUGCAAGAGGUCUUGGAGCAAUGGGCGAAAGAACUUGGGGUCCAGGACUUGCGUGCUUCAAAGGACCACUCUCUAGUUGGUGAGGCUACAGCUGCUGCCUUCCUGUACCUCAACGAGACCCUAGCGUUGUGGCCUGUCACAACCUUGCUGAAGGACUUGAGUGCUUGGGCAGAUCUUCAAUCUAGCACAUUCAGGGUGCAUUGCACUUACAUGGUGAAUGAAAUGGUGCAACAGCUCAAAGACAUCUUGACUGCUUUGCACGAACCCGAAGAUACUUCAGAAUCUGCAGAAGCACCGGCAACAGGGGAUGGUGGGGAGGCAGACGCCGCAGAGGAGGCUGCCGCAGAGACAAGUGAGGGGCAUCUGGAUGGGGAAGCCAAUGAGGAUAGUGGGGAGAAUGAGAACGAAGGUGAGAUGGGCGAUGAACCACUAGCCCCGGGAUCCACCAUUGACCAAAUGGAGACCUUGCCCUUCAAUGGUGAAGUUUCUGAGGACCAUGCCCCUACGAUGUCGACCACUGUGGACACUGACCACUGCGAGGCUGUGCACUCAGUUGUGGAGGAAGCUGCGUGCGACCCUUCAAAUCCAGAUGCAGCUGAUGUUGAGGCUACCGCUGACCUCCCCUGA
Molecule: messenger RNA, 706 nt
Organism: Cladocopium goreaui
Lineage: Eukaryota; Dinophyceae; Suessiales; Symbiodiniaceae
Source: the annotation of a GenBank genome assembly